Bufo bufo (common toad) is the source of this 1714-nucleotide messenger RNA. Its product is annotated as galectin-9-like. Lineage: Eukaryota; Metazoa; Chordata; Amphibia; Anura; Bufonidae. Gene Ontology annotation, biological process: negative regulation of type II interferon production; negative regulation of CD4-positive, alpha-beta T cell proliferation; positive regulation of gene expression. Gene Ontology annotation, molecular function: carbohydrate binding; galactoside binding. Bases 96 to 1460 code for a protein of 454 amino acids. Gene Ontology annotation, cellular component: cytosol; nucleus. The transcript has 14 exons. The record is from RefSeq and is a predicted model, not a curated record.
ACGACAUUCAGGAGCCUGGCAAUAAAUAACGUUCUCAAGCCUUGCUUGGGACAUCUCAGAAACUCAGAAGAUAUCUGUUAGGUUUACCAGUCACCAUGUCUGACGAAAUCAUCCACAAUCCCGAUGUUCCAUAUAUCACCCAUUUUCACAGUUACAUCAAGACUGGCACCGUGUUUGUUAUCAGAGGCACUGUCCUUCCCUCAGCUGAAGGGUUUUUGUUCAGUUUUCAGUGUGGUAUUCCUGGAAAUGCUGACAUUGCCUUCAAUUUCAAUCCACGUUUUAAUGAAGGACAUGUUCUUUUCAACACACGGGAGAAAAACGUAUGGAGCCCAGAUGAAAAUAGGUACAAAGUGCCAUUUGCUACAGAACAACCUUUUGAUAUCCAGGUCCUAGUUACAGACCAAGAAUACAAAGUUUUUGUGGAUAAAACAUUCUUUCUGGAUUAUCCUCACAAAAUUCCUCUGACCAGAGUCUGUGCUUUUGGGGUAAAGGGCGAUGUGACUCUAAGUCGUGUGGAAAUCCAACCACAAAUGGUUCCAUUUCACCAUCAUUAUUUUCCUGGAGGACAACAGGAAAACACUGUUCCAUUUGGCACCAAGUUUCCUAGUGACAUCAAGGUUGGCACAGUGUUUAUUAUCAAUGGCACUGUCCCUCCAUUAUCUGACAGGAUUUUCAUGAAUUUCAUGUGCGGUAGUGACAAAAGUGAUGAUAUUACUUUCCAUUUCAAUCCUCGUUUUGAUGAAGGAAAACUUAUCUGCAACACAAAGAGAAAUAACGCUUAUGACACCAAUGAAGAAAGGUCACCGCUGCCACUUAAAAAAGAAGACGCUUUUGAAUUUCGGUUCCUAGUAGAAGAGCACGCAUAUCAAGUUUCUUUGAAUGGAGAUCAUCUUUUUGAUUAUUGUCACAGACUUUCUCCAGACACAGUCAAGACCUUAGUAAUAAUGGGCUGUGUUCUUCUGAACAGCGUUGAGAUACAAGCAGAAGCGUCUGGAUUCCAUCAUCUUUAUUUUCAAGAUAAACAAAUCCCAAAGACUCUUCCACUCCUGACCCCAUUUCUGGUUGGCAUCAGAGAGGACACCGUGGUUAGGAUUCGUGGCACUGUCCUACCAGCGACUAAAAGCUUUUCCAUAGAUGUUCAAUGUGGUGAUAAGGACAAGGAUGACAUCGCCUUCAAUCUCAAUAUAUUUAUUAGUAAAGGAAAUAUUUCCUGCAAUACAAUGGAAAAUGAAAUCUGGGGGAAUGAAGAACUCAAAGAAGAGAUGCCAUUCAAAAAGGGAGAACCCUUCGAAGUCCGGAUCCUAUUCGCAAGCCAAGAAUACAAAGUUUCUGUGGAUAGAAAUCAAUUAUUGGAAUAUGGUCACAGAAUUCCUGUGGAGCGGGUCAACACUUUAGCAGUACAUGGCCGUAUUACUGUAAAUACUGUGGAGAUACAAUCACAAGGGGGUGAAUUCCCUUAAAACCUCUCAAAACUGCUGACAGCUCUAUAUAGGUGACGGAAGAUAAGUGUAAUCAUACCUGGGUCAUCCAUCUUUUAUUAACCCUCCCACCGUGAUUGCAAGUGUCCUGGAGGUGGUCCCUUUCUGUUCAGUGCCCUGGCUUCUCUCCACUGAACCGUUCCCCAAUCUUCCUCUCUGCUCUGAAUGGCGGCUCUAGCGUUCUCCUAAUUGGCCACUAAAGCCUCAUUUUGAUGUGUUGAUGCAAUAAAAAAAAU